GGAUGGAGGUGCUGCGCCGUUCCUCGGUCUUCGCUGCGGAGGUGAUGGAGGUGUUUGACCGGUCGCCCACCGACAAGGAGCUGGUGUCCCAGGCCAAGGUGCUCUGCAGAGACUACAUCCAUUCCCGGCUGCUCCGGGCCAGCCUGGGCUGGAGCAAAGCAGAGCACAACGCACCCACCCCUGGUGGCAGGCUGGCUGAGGUGUCCAGCGUGCUUCUGCAGCUAGGGGACGAGCUGGAGUACAUCCGCCCCAACGUCUAUCGCAACGUCGCCCGCCAGCUGAACAUCGCGCUGCACUCCGAGAGCGUGGUGACUGACGCCUUCCUGGCGGUGGCCGCCCAGAUCUUCGCAGCAGGCAUAACCUGGGGCAAGGUGGUUGCGGUGGACUGCGUCAGGCAGGCCCAGCCCGCAAUGGUGCACAUCAUCGUGGACUGCCUGGGCGAGUUUGUCCGCAAGUCCUUGGUGACGUGGCUGAAAAGGCGAGGAGGCUGGGCAGACAUCACAAAGUGCGUGGUGAACACGGAUCCCAGCCUUCGCUCCCAUUGGCUCGUGGCUGCCAUCUGUAGCUUUGGUCACUUCCUUAAGGCCGUCUUCUUUGUGCUGCUGCCAGAGAGAUGAUUCCAGACACCAAACGUGGCCCCAAGCCCCAGCUCUUCCCCCAGCCAGAAGGAAUGGUAACCAGAGACCCAUCUGCUGCUGAAGGGGAGAGGCCGGGACCCAUGGAACCAUUUCUCCCCUCUCCCUUCAGCAGGGAGCAGCUGCCCAGCUGCAAACAUCCUUCCCUGUGUGCCCGGAGGCGCUUCUUUCUCUCUCUCAGAAACCCUUUGCAGCCCCUCGUUCUGCUGGGUGACUUGGACGCAGCCAGGUGAGAGCCCAUCCCUGGGCAGACGAUGGGCUGAGCUCUCGUGCGCUGCAUGUGACAGUUCGUACAUAUAUUUAUUUUCUGGUCCUAGUACGCUCGCACUUCUGUGUCAGGGAGAGGGGGGACAUAGUGGCAGAGGGCAGCGGGGGAAAAUGUAUCCCUCACUUGAUACAUGGUUUGUCCCUUUAAUUCCCGUAAUCCCCUGUCAGGCUCUUCUCCAUAUGUCAGUGGCUAAUGCAAUCCGCUCCUUGUACCCACGCUGACCGCUGGGCACUUGUGCCUAGUGCACUGUGGCUGAGACUGGGAAGUGGUGGAUUAUCGACUGCUGCCCUCGUCAGCUGAUGCCCCUGCUGAGGUCACUUACCAAGCAGCUGGGACUCUGCGAGUGUAGGGGCUCCCAGACCCCAGCACGCUUUCCCCUAGAGUCCUGCUUACAGGGCCAGCAAGAACCAAGAUGGGCAGAAAUCAGCGUGGCUCACACAGCCGAACAAACUGGCGAGAGCAAAGUGCCACCUCUCCAGCAGCAGCCUUGUGUGAGCACGAUAAUGAAGCUGGAUUUUUCUCUAAGAUUCAGAGGGAACAGAAGCCUGUAAGUGGGAUGUGGGGUGGGAAAUGUGGCGACGUCCCAAGUGAGCAGCGGGCUGCGAAUGGGGAACACUGCACCAAAAGUGACAAAUGCUUCUCCUUUAGCCUAUGAUGAAGUCUGACUUGCAAUUUCUCUUGUGCUAGACAAUAAAAAUAGAUGGAGGCUGGCUUCUAUGGACGAGAAGGGUGUUUCUUCAAUAAAUACAAGAGUGAGCUGAGACACGCACACUCAGCCUAGGGCACUGCAGGUGAAAAAGGGGAUUUAACAUGAGAAAACGACAGUUGGCCUUGUCUGCACUGGGAUUUGAAUCUAUUAGCAGGGCACAGUAAGUGCUGAGUUCCCCUCUGAUUUACCGGAGCCAGCUCACCUGGUGAAACUACAGCUUACCUGUGUCAGCUCGUUAGUUAACACAUCUGACAAAAUGGCCCAAUGGCACUGCCAAUGGAGCGGUGCUGGGCCAAGAGCUUGGCAGCUGCCUUGCUCCUGGGGCCAGAACGACUCACCAAACCAGUGUCUCUGGAGCAGUAACAUGCCUCAGUCCUGGACAGGUGGCUGUCUGCCCCCUGCUUAGAUGGGCAAAGUGGCAUUUUCCCUUCUGAAGGUGUGAAAGCUCUUGGGCGCUAGGCAUGUUGAAAGCAAGCAGCUUUCUACUAGCUGCCUCCCCAGAGCCCAAGCACAGCGCCUCCCCACCCCCUUCACUGCAGCUGCAUGCAGCUCAAGGCUGGGUUUUCAGGUACCGUUGUUUCAGGGCCGCCGCAAGUCCCCCCACAAGACACGGACACUUGUGCUGGGGUUUCUGCCAGCACAACUGUGUCAGCGAGGGAUAGGACUGCCUUUCCACAUUCCCGCCAGUCCGCUGUGCCAGCAAAACAUUCAAACAGAGGCCCAGUCAAGGGUGCCGUUAGCUCAUGGGCUGAUCUGGUUUUUGUGCUGCUGGAACUGUGGGGUCAGAAGUAGCUGUAGUCAGGGCAGUUCAAAGCCUUUGUGGGAAGACAGUUCUUGGUCCUUUAAGUGUACAGUACCCUGUGGUUUCUAAACAACCAGAGACCAGCUCCACAUCACUCCUAAUGCCUGGGCUACCCACCGUGCUUGAACUCAGCCAAUUUAGCUGCCUUUUUUGUCUUGACUAGCAUUUUGAGGUGUGGGCUACAAAGGUGUUGUAAGCAAAGCACUAGCACAGAAAAAUGCACUAAAUUAAGGCACUUGACAAAUGCACCCAUUAAGGCAGUAUAACAAAAAGAUAAGAAAAAUCAAACAAGCCAGCAUUGCUCAAGAGGAAUGUGUGUAGGCGGGGCGGGGGAGGGGAGAGGGAUAUGUACACAGGCAGCCAGUGAUUAAAACAGGAAACCCUGCUGAUAGUGAAAUGAUACAGCGGGGCAUUCUACUGAGCUUGGUGUGUGAAGAACCCAAGAAAGGCGAUCGCUCGCGCGCUCUUUACGUUACCUGUAUCUGACACUUCUGCCUUGGUGUGUAUAGUACGGCUUCUAGUCAGGUGCAGGGUGGGGCCCCCACCCCAGGACAAUAAGCGGAACUUGCCUCUGCAGUGGGAGGUUUUGGGCAGGAACAGACAUAAGAGAAGGGUCCUCACUGAAAACCCAUGCACAUUCACUCUGGGGAGGAAACUCAGGGCUAGCAGCUAAGGGAAUUUGUAAAGGUGGUUCGGUUCCUUGAAUGUGAAUCUUUGGCAGUAACAAUAUGAUCAUGUUCUUCUCCCACCCUUUGGUCCCAGAACCAAAUGUAACCCAUCCUCCUGAAAGGGCCACUGUUCAUUUUUCACCUACCCUUUCAAGCAAGCAUGAUAGUACUUACAGCCAACUUGGAAUCUCCUAUCUGGAAAAACCAUGCACCAUAGGACACGGCAGAGUUAUUUGCACUAAUAGCUUCCAGGGAAUGGCAGAGCAUGUUCUACAGCAGACUCUCUCUUCCUUUUUCUUCUCUGGAACAGGAGGUUUUGAGCUUAUGCAGCUGCUCCUGAAGCCAGCACUGCAGCUGUGCAAUCACACAGUAACGGGAGAACAAGAAUCCGUGUUAAGGAAAUGCUGUUACAUCGGCAGUAGUGCACUUACAGGCAGUGCCCUUGUGCGGCAAAGCGCUUACACCCUACACCAGUGUUUCUCAACCUUUUUUUAUAAAGUACCCCUUUUUCAAAAAAAAAUACCCCCAGU
Molecule: messenger RNA, 3612 nt
Organism: Pelodiscus sinensis (Chinese soft-shelled turtle)
Lineage: Eukaryota; Metazoa; Chordata; Testudines; Trionychidae
Source: RefSeq, a predicted model, not a curated record